Molecule: messenger RNA, 1863 nt
Organism: Blepharisma stoltei
Lineage: Eukaryota; Ciliophora; Heterotrichea; Heterotrichida; Blepharismidae
Source: the annotation of a GenBank genome assembly
AUGAAAUCACUUAAAAGUAACUCAUGCAUUGAGUCCAUGAGCGCUGCAAUUCCCAUUUCUGAGCAACAAGGCUUCCCUCUUUCAGUAUCCAACGCCAACACAAAUUUUCAGCGAGUUCGGCUCCCAAGGCUACAUAAAGCACCAAAAAGGUCAAAAACUUCUAAUGGGAAGCCAAAGUGCAAUUUAAAAGAAUUAAACAGACAGAAUAAGUAUGACGUCUUUGUGGACCAAAUACUGGAUUUACAAACUUGUGUUAAAAAGACUUAUGGAAAUGCCAUUAAUGUUGAAUGUUUAUAGCUCGGGCAUACUUUAAGCGUGCCUUUUUGUUUAGUUAUUUGGAUUAUUAAAUAAGGCACGCUAAAAGCGUGCCUAAGCUAUAACAAGGAUGAAAAAGUCAAUUGAAAGUCUUAACAGGCAAAAAAGCAUUAAAAUCACUGAAAACGGGGCACGGGACAUAGAGCCUCCGUCUACUUCCAGCUCAGACAACGAAAUUAUUGCUAAGCCAGCUACAAAGCCUUUUUAUAAAAUGACGAAGAGGGUUCAAUUCAAACGACGCCUCGACAUGGCCCAAAAAUGCCUCGUAAUCUUAGGCUUCGAAGGGGUUUUCGGUGACGUUUUUAAACAAAAUAUCUGGGAAAAAGGGCCACUAAAGCUAUACCUGAGAAGAGAAGCUGUAAAAGGCGUUAAAAAGUUGCUUGAAGAUUUCCAAGUUAAUUAUUUUUACCUAUUUUUAUUAUAAGGGAAAUUAUUAUGUAAUAAAUUUAUAUUUUUUAGAAAAAUUUCGCAGAGAAUUAAUUACUGUAAAAAUUUUUUUGGCCUAUUGCCAAGAUUUCCAAGUCGUUUUAUUCAUUCAAUCCUCAAGAGUCCGUACCUCCAAACUAAUUGAUUUUUUCAAUAGCAAAAAUAUUCAUUUUGAUGGCGUCUACAGGACGAAAAAUAGUAAGGAUUUUGAAAAAGACCCAAACCCUAAACAAGCCCAAAAAGUCCAGCGUCGACAUUUAAAAUACUCAGAGUCUAUCCAAGACUACUCACAAAUUGCGCUUGAUUUUGGCUUACAGCACGAAACUUUAGAAAAAAUAUUAAUUGUGUCAAGCUUAAGCUUGGAUUAUGAAGAAAUUGAAAAUACAACAGGAAAAGACUUAUUAUUUAGAAAAUAUUCCAACCACCUGUAUGAUUUUCUGCCUAAAGCGGUGCCAAAUCAUAAAAAUUCAUCAGUGCCUCUACCAAUAACAUUUUUAGUCCCUAAUCCUAGAGCAAGCCAUAGCUUCUCAGGCUGUUCUUUUAUGGAAAUUGUAAAUUCUUUAGACUUGCUCUCAUCAUAUUCUAACCGAGGAGAAGAUAACGAAUGCUCCUGAUUUGACGGGUUUAUGCAGCUAAAAAUGAACCCUCAGCAAAGAUUCCAGGUCACAGAAACAAGUUUUUAUCAAUUUUCCCUUGCACGAGAGAAAUUUGAAGUAAAUAAAGAAAAAGUGAUGGACUAUAUUCAACUGAGAAGCAAAAGCAUGAGCAAUUUAUUAUGACUAAUCAAAUAAAUAAAGAAUUAAAAAAAAAAUUUAUUUGAAAAAUAAAUAUUUAUAUAAAUCUUGUAUAGAAAAUUAUGAAAGUCCUUGCUCAAGCCCACAGAAUAAACAGAGAUGCAGAUGCCCGACUGAUAUGAAAGAAGACUGCAUUAUUAAAGACAGUACAUCCUGCAGCAGCGAGCGUGCCCUCAGAAAUUACUCUAUAAACGGCAAAGAAAUCCCUAGUUCUUUUUUGAAAAACAGAUUUAUUGUCUUUAAUUCAUCAACUGUGUUCCCAUAUCGGUUCAUUCAUGACCAUACAGGCACCACAAAAAGUAAUUUAGUAAAUAUCACUAUAAUGUAA